AUGGGUGACAACAACCAAGCUACCACCGGCUUCGACCCUGCCGCCAAUGCUCCCGAUGCUGCUGCCUGGGACAAGGGCAAGGGCAAGGCCACAGACCCCACUCAAGACAUGCGCAUGGACGAUGAUGAGAGUGACGAGAGCGAGGCCGAAGAAAUGGUUGAUGAUGAUGACGAUGAAGACAACGACAACUUGGAGCCCAUCUCCUCGGAGAACAUCAUCUCCGGUGGCCGCCGUACACGCGGCAAGAACAUUGACUUCCAAGCCGCCGCUGAGAGUCUGAAGGAUGAGGGCAUGGACGAGGAUGACGAUGAGGACGACGACUACGUUGGCGGUGGUGAUGACGACGAGGACAACAAGAUGCAGGAUUAG
Molecule: messenger RNA, 369 nt
Organism: Aspergillus eucalypticola CBS 122712
Lineage: Eukaryota; Fungi; Ascomycota; Eurotiomycetes; Eurotiales; Aspergillaceae
Product: histone H2A.Z-specific chaperone CHZ1
Exons: 3
Coding region: 1-369 (122 amino acids)
Source: RefSeq, a predicted model, not a curated record